AUGAAUCGCCGGGCAUCGCACAACGACUACGCUCCGUCAGAGAACGACAACGACAUCAGCCUCAUGCCAAAGGGCGAUGUAUCAUCACCGACAAGCUAUGAAGAUACACAAGCCGCAGACAUCCCUCUACCGAGUCUCAACUUGGACAGCAAGAAGUUCUCUACAGCCGGACCACGAAUGUCGACGACUACUCGUCCAGAUGAGCGGAGAUCCACCAUCAUCAGCCCUCAGAACUUCGUCCCCCUCUCCAUGCGGGCACUAUAUUAUUCCGUCCAAACCCCCCCGGACUCACCACUGGAACCGAUUCCCGACGGACCAGCGAGUCCCCAACCGCGCCGCUUCAGCAAUCCAGGCACACGACUCGUUUUAGAUCCGAAUUUCCCCAGUCCUCAGCCCUCACCACAGGAGUACCUGCUCAAGGUCCAAACGGCGGCCUUUUGUCAUGACGAGGUGCGUCUGUCAACAGCACUGAAUCCGCAAAAGACCACGCCGCAGAUCCCGCUGCAUAGUAUUUGCGGGACGGUGGUGAGUACACCGUCGCAGGAUGACGAACGGCCGGGGGGCCCGAAGUUUCAAAUCGGUGAUACGGUCUGGGGUGUCACGAGCUAUGUGCGUGAUGGAGGCGCGGCCGAUUAUGCCUUGGCGACUGAGGUCGAAUUGGCUGGGAAACCGGGAAAUAUUGGGGCUCAGGAGGCGGCGGCGCUGGCUCUUCCUGGAUUGACGGCCUGGCAGGCACUGUUUCGACAUGGGGAGAUUGAACUCAAUGAUAAAGAUAAUGGCCAUGGCCAUGGCCAUAACUAUGGCUAUGGUAAUGGUAUUGGAAAGGGAAAGGAGAGUCAAGGAGGGUAUGAGGAUGGUAGAGAGGCUCAAGCCCAUCAUUCCGCUGGCAGCCCAGAUACUUCCUUGGGAGAAGCCCUCCAAGGAUCAAAUGGCAACAAGCAUAACGGGGGAAAUGGUCAAGGAAUUUUCAAGACAAACAUAUUCAAUGGCCAUUCGAAUGGGCAGCAGCACAGUGGUCAAGGUGCGAAGAGGAGCAUUUACGCCGAAGCAUAUGGGAAUGGGCACCGUAAAGGAAACAGCAUUCACCAGGGCAAUGGCAAAGAAAACGGACACAGCUGGUUGAGAAAGAGCGUGGACAAUAUCAACAGUCUCGUGAAAACGGCGAGUGCCAUGACCAUGGGCAGUGGGAGCACUAAUGGCAGCGGUCAUCCAGAUGGAAGUAGGAAAAAAAGUGGCAACGGAAACGGAAACGGAACCGGUCGUCAACACGGCUUUGGAAGACGUCGAAGCACCUGGCUGCGCACAAACGAUACGAGAGGCAGAAGAAGAGGCUCCCACGGACAAUUACGCGUGCUGAUCACCAACGCUCGCGAUAGCGAAGUCGGCCGGAUCGCCGUGCAGCUUCUUCGCGCAGAGCCCAUCUUGGGCAGCUCCAAACGACCAUGGAUCUGCGUCACCUGUGCGAAUACCGAGGACGAGAUUGUCCGGGGAACCUGGGACGUGGACGAAGUCAUUGUCCUGCCGCGGAUCCCUGAAGCCGAAGAUUGCGAAUUUGCAAAGAUUUUCCGUGCCCAGCGAUGGGAUCCCGUCGAUGUCGUUGUUGAUUGCGCGGGAGGAAUUGUCUUUCAACAAGUCCACUCGCCUGCUGUUGUCAAGGAUGGUGGUGCCGUGUUGACGGUCGUGGAUCCUUGGCCAGCACAAGAGGCAUCCGAUUCGGAUCCGCAAGAUACGCUGGGUCGAAGGAAACGUGGUCUCAAGACGAUGUUUGUGCCGGUGAAUCCGGAUGGUGCGUCGCUGGUUCGGAUUGUAGACCUCGUGGAGCGCAAUAUGGUGCGAGGGAGACCUGAGCAGGUCACGGAUUUGGUGCAUGCCGAUCGACUUUUGAGGGAUCACGCCGUGGCUGCGGGUGCUGCUCGCCGUGGGGCGAUGAUGGUAGUCCGUGUGAAUUGA
Penicillium oxalicum is the source of this 1950-nucleotide messenger RNA. RefSeq lists its product as uncharacterized. Bases 1 to 1950 code for a protein of 649 amino acids. The transcript has a single exon. Lineage: Eukaryota; Fungi; Ascomycota; Eurotiomycetes; Eurotiales; Aspergillaceae. The record is from RefSeq and is a predicted model, not a curated record.